Molecule: messenger RNA, 1743 nt
Organism: Lodderomyces orthopsilosis Co 90-125
Lineage: Eukaryota; Fungi; Ascomycota; Pichiomycetes; Serinales; Debaryomycetaceae
Exons: 1
Coding region: 1-1743 (580 amino acids)
Biological process (GO): regulation of DNA damage checkpoint
Cellular component (GO): nucleus
Molecular function (GO): DNA binding; protein binding
Source: RefSeq, a predicted model, not a curated record
AUGAGACGCGUCCGUUUCUUUAUAAUUGAUGCUGUUCAUCUUCUCAACAUAAACUUUCAACCCAUGGCACUUUCAAGUUUGGAAAAGAAGAGACAGGAGAAUAUCAGGAGAAAUAAGGAGCUAUUGUCAAAAUUAGACCUAGAUGCUCUUUCCAGUGGUAUUUCUCGUGAUAUUGAAAAAUCAAGCUCCCCACAACCAGUUAAAAAAAGAAAGGUAGUAAAGCCAAAAACAGAAGCCAAGAAAGAGGUUGAACCAUCAAGAAGAUCCCGACGUUUAGCUGGCAUUCAAUCAGAACUAGAGAACCCAGAAGAAGCGGCAAAAAUCAGAGAGGAAGAAGAGGCAAAAGAACGUCGAAAGAGGGAAUAUGAAGCAUUGAAAAGAACCAAGCUCUUUGGAGACUUUCAUUUGAUUGAUCUAAUCACGGAUCGUAAAAGCGGUGACAUGAUAUUUGAGGACAAGGUGAGGAAGAGCACAGACCAUGAUACUUCUGAGAAAAAGGUUGAAGAUCGUAUACUUUCACAAGAAAAUGAAACAUUGCAAUUGAUUCAAUCACUCGGCGGUAAGUUUUCUGCCGGUGACUUUUAUGAGGAGAUAAAGAAGAAGGGGGUAAAUAGUGAUACUUCAAUUGACUCAAAAAGGAAGGAGUUUGAUUCGAAGCGAAUCUUUCACAGGUUUGAUCCCUUAGAUGUGAAGUUAGCACAUUAUAGAAUUACUGCGAUGAUGUUUCAUCCAUCAACUACCGAUCGUGUUAUUGCAGCUGGUGAUACCAAUGGUAACUUGGGUAUUUGGGCCCCGGAUGCGUCUUCAGAUGAACCAACAACUACGAUUUUACGGCCACAUGGUAAGAAUAUAUCGAAAAUCUUGACACCAGCCAACGAAUUGCAAAAAUUGUAUUCCGCGUCGUAUGACGGCAGCGUCAGAUCACUAGAUCUCAACAAGUUGGCAACUACAGAAACUGUUUACUUGAGUGAUGAAGGUACAUCUUUGGGUGUCAGUGAUAUUAACUUGGUCCGUGAGGAUCCAAAUUUAAUGUAUAUGACCACACUUGAUGGUUUAUUUUACAGACAUGAUUUAAGAACUAAGCCAAAGGCCCAAAUAGACUAUCUCAGGUUGCAUGACAAAAAAAUAGGAGGCUUCGCCAUUAACCCCAACAAUUCUUACCAAAUGGCUACAGCUUCAUUAGACAGAACACUAAGAUUAUGGGAUUUGAGAAAGAUUGGCGAACUGGAUUAUUCUGAAUUUGGGGACCAUAAAAGCCCUCACAUGUAUGGGAACUACAGUUCUCGUCUAUCGGUCUCCUGCGUUGAUUGGAACAUUGACAACCAUUUGGUUUGUAAUGGUUAUGACGAUCAAAUUUGUAUAUUCAAUUAUAAUGAUGAACCAAAGAUUACUGAUUGGAAGUCUGACUACAUGCCCAACUUCAAAGCUAGCAAACAAAACAACGCUGAUGAAAUCAUUUUACCCAAUAAUCUUCGUCCAAUGAAUAAAAUCAGACACAAUUGUCAGACAGGACGAUGGGUUUCUAUCUUAAAGUCAAGGUGGCAAGAGAACCCACAAGAUGGCAUGCAAAAGUUUAUCAUUGCAAACAUGAAUCGUGGUAUGGAUGUCUACGAUCAAAAGGGUAAUAUCUUGGCUCACUUGAGUGACCAAAUUGGCGCAGUACCUGCUGUUUGUAUACUCCACCCCACACAAAACUGGGCGGUGGGAGGAAGUGCUAGUGGUAAAAUCUAUUUGAUAGAGUAG